Molecule: messenger RNA, 2321 nt
Organism: Grus americana (Whooping crane)
Lineage: Eukaryota; Metazoa; Chordata; Aves; Gruiformes; Gruidae
Gene: SMIM5
Product: small integral membrane protein 5
Exons: 7
Coding region: 784-1032 (82 amino acids)
Source: RefSeq, a predicted model, not a curated record
CCGGGAGUCGGAAGGAAACUGGGCGGCAUAAAGAAAGUUAAUUGUUUUAACACACACCCAAACUAUCACAAGGAGAGAAUCAAUUCAAGUCUCACUCCAGAAAAAAAGCUGUAAUUAAAAGGAAAAAAAGAAAAAAGAAAAGAUCUUGCAAGGAGGAGAUGCACAGAGAAAGCGAGCAACAAGUGCUGGCACUUGGGCGCUCCGGGGAGUUUGCACCAGUGGCUGGUUCAGCUUGCGGUAGCUCCUCACCGCCAGCCCUCCCUCUCUGGCAUACAUGUAACACGAAACUUCGUAUCUCCAGGACAACCAAUAACAAAAAAAAGGCAGAGACAACAGCUGGCUGUCAGCAGCAGAAGAGAGGAGCCGAACGAGGAGCGAGACACAAGCCAGGAUGAGGGGAGAGAUGACGUGAAAGUUCAAGAAGACAGAGAGAAAAACAAGAGGAGCAGAAGAGUUCGUCGCGCGGCUGGGAAAUCCCAAAGCAGUGAGAGCCCUUGGAACCAGCGUGCAGUCAGAAGUGCAGUCGAGCAGAAAAACAUUUGCCUCCUCAUGGGUAGGCUGGAGACUGCACCACCGACAUCAAACUUUGUCCGUGAAGAAGUUCAAACCAAGAGCCAAGAGCAGAAAACACAAAUCACUUCACCUCUGCCUGCACUGCCAUCUCUUGGAAUGGAAACAAAACUGGAACCUUGCUGACAGAUUCCCACAGCACCGUGCAAAGGAUAAAGCAGCCAUUUCUGGAGCAGCUCACUUGGGCAUAAAGCCUGGAGAGGUUGAGCCAGAAUGUCUUCUGAAGGCUUUCUGAAGGAAAUGCAAACCAUUGGUGAGAAGUUUCUCCUUAAACUCCAGAAACUGCCCAAGGCUGACCCAGUGGAGAUUGUGUCCUUUUGUGUGGUUCUUCUGUUUAUCGUUACUGUUCUGCUCCUCAUGAUCAUUGCCUGCAGUUGCUGCUGCUAUAGCUGCUGUAGCUGCGAUGGACGUCCUGACCACAGACGUAGGAAGAUCCAGGUCCGCCCAGUUGCCCAUUCAUAAAGUGCAACAAGAGGUGACACAACAUACUAUCAAGGAUAUGCAUGGACAUCAUGAUUCAGUCCUAUGGGAAUGACUUUCUACACUAGCUCACUGAAAAUGGCAAUAACAACAUUAAUUAAUAUGACUCAGAGGACCAGAAAUCACAGCAUGGAAUUCCUUCUUUUUGUGACAGCCACUACUGGGCUCCGUGGUGUGACUAGAAAGAUCCAGGAAACCAAGCCCUCUUCUCUCCACCACAACCUGCAGCCUUCCCCAGUAGAGGACACAGUGGGCCUUUACAAACACUGGAACAGGUGCAUGAGUGGAUAAAGUCAUGGAGACAAAGAAAUGUCUGAGCAACAGCUGAACUGGGUCUUUUUACCUAGGCUCAAGGCCUUUGAUUAGAUUAGACACACCUUUGCAGGAAAGUCAGCUGUUAAUCAUUUACUGCAGUACAGGCAACUUCCAUGCUAGCUCUACAAGUCUCCAGCUACAGCAAGGGGGUCCCUCAACACUAGCCAAGAUCUCUUGGAGUGGGUGCAGAGGAAGCACCAGAAGAAACGCCUACUAGAAACACAACAGCUUCAGCAGGGUGGAAGCCAGCAUGUCAUUAGUAGAAGAGGGAUCCUCAGUUCUGGAAGACCUAAAGAGACUGAUUGCAACAAGUGACUGGGCUCUUGGAGGGCUAGUGGUGAUUGGCAUCUUCUGUCUUGUUUUUAUUGCUCUCCUUUUAUUUGCUGCCAUCUUUGGGUGCUGCUCAUCUCCAAGGCACAAAUAGAGUGGUGCAUAAACAGCAAAGAUGAGAUACAGUACUUGGAGCCCUACAGCUAAGCAAGAAUCAGCCCAGCUACAAACUGAUUGUGCUGCUCAUUGAGAAGCUUUCUAAUCUUUUCUCCCUGGUUCGUUAUUUCUCCCCAUGCAACUUUCCUGCAUCAAGAGCAAUGCACCAAUGCCAGCAAGUUGUUCUGCAAGUCCACAGCAAAGUCAAUACUUAAGGCUAUCAGUAUUCAGGAACUGUGUGACUAGCCAAAUACCAAAGUCAACUCAUCUCUGCCUGAUUUUCAUCUUUGAAGCACAACCACCGGUUAAAGGUGGCAAAUGGUCAGCCACCACCUAAAACUGAUAAAGCUGUCUUCCGCUGCUGCAGUUACAUGAUUUUUUUUUUUUCCAUCUUGCAAAUGGGCAACAGGAAAUUCUGACCAGCAAAAGCUUUGUCUAAACCUACUCUCUAAAAGCAGCUUAUAACAUUGUUCUCCUGUCAUGCUCGGACACUAGCCUAAAUAUACUAUGCAAAAACUUGCUUGCCAGUA